Molecule: messenger RNA, 1712 nt
Organism: Astrephomene gubernaculifera
Lineage: Eukaryota; Viridiplantae; Chlorophyta; Chlorophyceae; Chlamydomonadales; Astrephomenaceae
Source: the annotation of a GenBank genome assembly
GGCUGAUCACCUAUGGCAGUAGCUUAGCAUAUACAUACAUUUCACUCACUCCUCAUCGCCUGUUGUUCAUUAACCGACCCUAGCUAUGGCCGUCACUCUGCGCCAAACGGCGUGCACUGCGCUUCUGAAGAGCAGUGCACGUGCGUCGCGUCCAGUAGCUGCUGUACCUAUUGUUAGGAACCGCACCAACACCGUGUGCGUUCGCGCGAUGUCGGUGAAGCAAGUUAUCUCGACCGAGCAUGCGCCUGCCGCAUUGGGCCCUUACUCUCAAGCUAUUAAGGCUGGCAACACAGUCUACGUAUCCGGACAGAUCGGCAUUGUCCCUGGCACUAAGGACUUUGCAUCGCCAAACGUUGAGGGACAGACGGAGCAGGUGCUGAAGAAUUUGGGCGCAAUCCUGAAGGCCGCUGGCGCUGACUACAAGGAUGUGGUGAAGACGACCAUCCUUCUGGCCGACAUUGCUGACUUUGCCAAGGUCAACGCCAUCUACGCCACCUACUUCACGGAGCAGCCGCCCGCACGUGCCACCUUUGCGGUGAAGGACCUGCCGCUUGGGGCCCGUGUGGAGAUCGACGCAGUGGCGGUGCUGGCUUGAGCGGCGCGCAGCCAGGCGGUGCUGUGUGUGCUGCGUUGAGGGAGGGAAGGGGGCGAGAGCAAGCCCGGCAAGGGAGCCGAUGUGAGUCGGUGUGCAUAAGUUGGGUGUGCAUUAGUUGGGUGUGCAUGGGCUCAGCGGGCUGAUGGGUUGAGGGAGGAGAGGUCUGCCCAGCCGGGCUCAGCACGCGAAGAUUGCAAAAAGGGAGGUGGAGAAUGCCCGCCGGCCUGCGUUUAACACGCGAAGCUUGGCUAGGGUGCUGGCUGGAGGGGGCUGGCUGGUGGGUGCUCCUAGGGUUGCUGGGGGUGGUGGUGGUGACUGGGGGCUCCUAGCUGUGCUGCUGCUGCUGGUGGUGGUGGGUUGUGCUGCGAGCUUUACACGGCGGUGGUGGUCGGGGUUCAGCUGCCGACAGCAGGUGCGGCUGCCGCAGCCCUGGACCCAGGAGCGCAGGACGCAGCUCAUGUGGCUGCAUGACAGGGGGUGCAUGCAGCCAUGUGGAAGGGGGUGCAUGCAGCCAUGUGGAAGGGGGUGCAUGCAGCCAUGUGGAAGGGGGUGCAUGCAGCCAUGUGGAAGGGGGUGCAUGCUAGUGUGUCACACGUGGUGCAGGAGCUGGUGAGGGAUUUCGGAGCGUGACGCGCAGUCUUACGCCUGUUACGAAGUUGCGUUGAAGGCCAAACAGACAGGGGGCUAUUGCCUUGUUGGCAAGCACUGUCUUGCGCGCGGUGUCGACAAACGCGCGUUUCACGCGCGCGUUGUUGUUCCAUCCUCCUGAAACAUACGUACCGCUGCUGCGGCUGCAGGAUGAUGUAUUACGGAAGGGACUUGCCUCUUACAGGCCGGGUGGUAGGAGGCGGAGGGGGUGGAAGAGAAGUGCGUUGCUGGCGGCUGUGACGAGGUGUGAUGACCCCUGGCUAUGCUGCCUAUGCACCCAGUGCGGGGGCGGGCAGUGCGGGGGCGGACAGAGGCCUGCCUGCUGUCGCUGUGCGCAUAAGGACGGGGAUGAUGACCCGGAAGAGGCAGUGCAGGAGAGAGGACGAGGCUACCGUGUCCUGUUUUGACACUGUUGGCUUGUAUGGGAUGUGGGGCGUGAGAGCCGUGAGGAUGCGGUUAGAUGGAGGUA